This is a messenger RNA of Leptosia nina, 1818 nucleotides long. NCBI's taxonomy places the organism in Eukaryota, Metazoa, Arthropoda, Insecta, Lepidoptera, Pieridae. The record is from the annotation of a GenBank genome assembly.
AUGUUUAGAAGUAAAAUUAGGAUACACACAUGUCGAAUAAUACUUCUCACAUCAUUAGUGUGGUUGUUGGUGGAUGUUGCUAUAUUGACGUUUUAUUCAGAUUGUUUUGGUGAUGGGUGCAAUAAGAAAACAACAAGUGACUAUGGGAUAAGGGAUGUAGAAGAAUUAAAUGGUAAAAAGGCAGCAAUAGCGGCAGGUUUGCAAAGAGAUGCUGAUCUAGACACAAACCUUGAGGAAAAUGAGAUAGAGCCAGACAUUGGAGAUGAUGGCCUAAACCUUGCUCCAUAUCCACGGUCCAGGCUUAAAAGAUGGAAACCUAGUCCUUCUGUUAAACCUAAAAAUGACUCCCCAGGAGAAAUGGGAAAAGCAGUAAACAUUCCGGCAGACCAGGAAAAGAUAAUGAUGGAUAAGUUUCAGGAAAAUCAAUUCAAUUUAAUGGCUAGUGAUAUGAUUUCAUAUAAUAGAUCUCUGACUGAUGUUAGGUUUGAGAAGUGUAAAGAUAAGCCGUAUCCACAAUUGUUACCUACAACAAGUGUAGUAAUCGUUUUUCAUAAUGAAGCGUGGUCCACACUGAUAAGAACUAUAUGGAGUACAAUUAACCGAUCGCCUAGACCUCUACUGAAGGAGAUUAUUUUGGUUGAUGAUGCAAGUGAAAAGGAACAUUUAGGGAAGAAACUGGAAGAAUAUAUCAAAACCCUGCCGGUGCCAACGCAUCUAUUUCGUACUGAAAACCGUUCGGGUCUGAUUCGCGCGCGGCUGCUCGGCGCUAAACACGUGAAAGGUGACGUCAUCACCUUCUUGGACGCUCACUGCGAAUGCACAGAGGGCUGGCUAGAGCCACUUCUCGCGAGGAUAGUGGAAGACAGGACGACAGUCGUGUGCCCGAUCAUCGAUGUCAUCUCCGACACGACGUUCGAGUACAUCCAGGCGUCCGACAUGACGUGGGGCGGGUUUAAUUGGAAGCUCAACUUCAGAUGGUACCGAGUGCCAGAACGUGAAAUGGCGAGAAGGGGCGGCGACAGAACAGCGCCCUUACGCACACCAACAAUGGCCGGCGGUCUUUUCGCCAUCGACAAAGAUUACUUCUACAAGAUCGGCUCUUACGACGAGGGCAUGGACAUUUGGGGCGGAGAGAACUUGGAGAUGAGCUUCAGGGUGUGGCAGUGCGGCGGCCAGCUCGAAAUAGUGCCUUGUUCCCACGUCGGGCACGUGUUCCGCGACAAAUCGCCCUACUCGUUCCCUGGCGGUGUGCAAAACGUGGUCCUCCAUAACGCGGCGCGCGUCGCCGAAGUGUGGAUGGACGAAUGGGGAGAGUUCUAUUACGCCAUGAACCCAGGCGCAUUGAACGUGCCUGUCGGUGACGUCAGCGAACGAAAAGCGCUGCGCGAGCGACUCAAAUGCAAGAGCUUCAGGUGGUACCUGGAGAAUAUAUACCCGGAGAGUCAAAUGCCGCUUGAUUACUACUUCUUGGGAGAGAUUCGAAAUGCCGAAACAUCAAACUGCUUGGAUACGAUGGGCGGUAAAGCUGGACAACCGUUGGGUAUGGGGUAUUGUCAUGGGAUGGGUGGAAACCAGGUGUUCGCGUACACUAAGCGCAAGCAAAUUAUGUCCGACGAUAAUUGUCUCGAUGCGGCUCACCCGAGGGGUCCCAUCAAACUUAUUCGGUGCCACGGGAUGCGCGGCAACCAGGAGUGGACUUAUGACACUAAGACGCGCACAAUAAAACACACCAACACCGGCAUGUGCUUGGACAAGCCAGAGUCUGGCAAGCGAGGCGCAGCUAGUGUGACGACGCCGUUCACGAUUCUACAACGAUAG